AUGGCGAAAGUAAAGGAUGCUGAGUAUAGUGCUAUCCCUUCUUAUGCCGUGGUCACAGAAACUACAUUCCCCAUCGACCACCACCACUACUUUCCCCAUUACAACCACUACAUUCCCCAUUACCCCCAGUACAUUCCCCAUCACCCCCAGUACAUUCCCCAUCACCACUACACUCCCCGUUACCACCACUACAUCCCCCACUAUCACUACAUUCCCCAUCACCCCCAGUACAUUCCCCAUCACCACUACACUCCCCGUUACCACCACUACAUCCCCCACCACCACUACAUCCCCCACUAUCACUACAUUCCCCAUCACCCACCACCACUACAAUCCCCAUCACCCACUACAUUCCCCAUCACCAUCACUACAUUCCCAAUAACCACUACCACAUUCUCCAUCACCCACCACUACAACCCCCUUCACCCACCACUACAACCCCCAUCACCGACCCCUAUCAAUAACCCCCCCAUCACCCACUACCAUCAAUAA
Physella acuta is the source of this 492-nucleotide messenger RNA. Its product is annotated as putative histidine-rich protein DDB_G0274557. The record is from RefSeq and is a predicted model, not a curated record. Lineage: Eukaryota; Metazoa; Mollusca; Gastropoda; Physidae.